This is a messenger RNA of Panicum virgatum (switchgrass), 4010 nucleotides long. RefSeq names its product pentatricopeptide repeat-containing protein At1g71490-like. Gene Ontology annotation, biological process: RNA modification. The coding region runs from base 156 to 2192 and encodes 678 amino acids. Lineage: Eukaryota; Viridiplantae; Streptophyta; Magnoliopsida; Poales; Poaceae. The record is from RefSeq and is a predicted model, not a curated record. Gene Ontology annotation, molecular function: RNA binding; protein binding. The transcript has 2 exons.
AGGAAGGGAGACUGUCGUUGCCGCGCCGAAGAGAGCUCCCAGACCUGGAAAGCCUCCCACCCAAUUUGCCCGCCGGCCGCCGCCUCCCUCUCCGGCAAGUCCGGCCGGCGGCGAGGUGGUGAUGCCACGAAGACGGCGGUGGCGCCGGCCGUUUGAUGCGCCCGCCACCUCCUCCUCCCGCCGCGCUCUCCAAGCACCACCUCCUCCGCAUCCGCCGCUGCCUCCCACCCGUUUGGCUUAAUGCCGCCCACGCCCGGGACCCGUCCCCGCCACCACCACCACCGCCGCCGCCGCCCACCUCUUUUUUCUCCCCCUCCUCCCUCUCUGUCCUUCUCUUCUCCUGCACUGCGGGUCACGCCCGCUUAACCGGCGAGCAGGUGCACGCGCGCGCCGUCGCGCUCGGCCUGGGCGCACACCCCUCGGUGCUCCCCAGGCUCGCCUCCUUCUACAUCGCGCUCGGCGACCUCUCUGCGGCGCGAGCUGCCGUCGAGCGCGCGGCAGGGAAGGCGCGGGCGUUCCCCUGGAACCUACUCAUAUGGGGCUACGCGGACCGGGGGCUGUGGGCCGAAGUGGUCCUCGCCUACGAGAGGAUGCUGGCGCUGGGCGUGGGCGCCGACAGGUUCACGUACCCGUCGGUCCUGCGUGCCUGCGGCGAGCUCCGGGAUGCCACCAUUGGCCGGGGGAUUGAGCAGAGGAUUCAGAGGUGGGGAUACGGCCUGGACAUGUACGUCUGGAAUGCGCUGGUGGGGAUGUAUGCCAAGUGCGGGGAGCUGGAGGACGCACGCAGGGUGUUUGACGGAAUGCCUGCGAGGGAUGUUGUUAGCUGGAACGCGAUGGUGUCUGGGUAUGCGUCCACGGGUAUGUGGGGUGAGGCGUUUGAGCUGCUGCAGCAGGUUCCUGGGGCAAACAUUGUCACCUGGAACAUUGUUGCAGCAGGAAAUUUGAAGGCGGGGAACAACGGCGAGGUGAUGAGGCUGGUAUCGCAGAUGAGGAGUUCCCACGGUCCAGGGCUGGAUUUUGUGACUGUUGUGGUUGGCCUCAAGGCAUGUGGUCGGAAUGGUUAUCUGAGAAUUGGCCGUGAGUUGCACGGUGUGGCUGUUCGUCUAUGCUUCGAUAGGCUUGAGCGCGUGGAAUGUUCAUUGAUCACAAUGUACUCAAGAUGCCAGAUGAUGAGGUCUGCCUACCGUCUGUUUAGAACAUGUUCAGUUCGGAGCAUGGCAACAUGGAAUUCAUUGCUAGCAGGAUUUGCAUUCAUGGAGCAGGUCGAGGAAGCUAUGUGUCUUUUCCGAGAGAUGACUGGUUCUGCUGUCUUUCCAAAUGAUGUUACUGUGUUAACUAUGCUUUCACUUAGUGCACGUUUUGGACACCUGUGUCACGGAAGGGAGAUGCACUGCUACAUCAUCAAGCAUGGACUCAGUGGCUCUAACUUACUGCAGAACUCACUUGUUGACAUGUACUCAAAGUCUAGACAGAUGGCAGCUGCCCGCAGAGUGUUUGAACAGAUGCAGUGUCGAGACAGGCAUGCCUACACUUCGUUGAUUUUGGGGUAUGGAAUGCAAAGAGUGGGUCUUGUAUCACUGAAGCUCUUUGAUGAGAUGAUUGCCAACAAUAUCAAGGUGGACCAUGUGACUAUGGUUGCAGUUCUCUCAGCAUGCAGCCACUCUGGGCUGGUAACUCAAGGGCAACUACGAUUUGCUGAGAUGUUUGAUGUAUUUUGCAUUGCACCAAGGGUGGAGCAUUUUUCUUGCAUGGUCGAUUUGUACUGCCGUGAAGGUUUGCUGAGGAUGGCUGAGGAGAUAAUUAACAAGAUGCCAUUUCAGCCAACUGCUGCAAUGUUGGCAACUCUAAUUGAGGCUUGCAGGAUCCAUGGCAAAAUGGAAAUUGGGGAUCGAGCUGCAAAGAGGCUGCUGGCAAUGAGGACGGACAACCCUGGUCACUACAAAUUGAUUGCAAACAUGUAUAUUUCAGCCAAACGCUGGCCAGAACUAGCUAAGGUUAGAUCAUCAAUGAGCGCAAUGGAGCUAAAUAUGAUUCGAACCCAUUCCUUACUGGAGUCAGAAUAUGACAUAUGUCCAGUCAAACAAGAUUAUUGCUUAAACCACAGUACACAUGGAGGCUUGUCUGAUGACAUGACAGAUAUUGAUUUCUCUAGUAGUGAGGAAGUGAAAUUCAAUGAAGCUUUUGGUGGGUAACAAUAAAGCUGGAAUCCGAUAGGCUACUUUGGGACCAGGGCUUUUAUGUUAGGCAAGCAUCUUAGCAACCUGUGUUCUUCACAUCGCAGAAGAGCUAGGAAAAUUUGAAAGAAGAUAGUGAGAGGUCCUUUUACCUCUGAUGCCAAGUGGUAGAGGCAAUUGGACUGAACCUGUCAUGGGCAGCCAGCAGGCUGCCACCGAGAUGGCAGGCGGAGCCAGCCCAAAGGCCCAUGCAGAACAGUACCGCGCGAACAGUACCCAUCAAAUUAGAUUAGAUGGAUUUGGUUUGUUAGGAAAGGAAUAAGAUAGAUUGAUUAGGUUAGGAUAUUACUUAGGGGUCAAGUAAGCCUUGCUUACAGGUCAAGUAACCCUCUCUAUAUAAUGAGAGGAGAUGUAUCAAUCUAAUUAAGAAAUGAACAAUGAAGAAAUAAUUCUAGUCUCCCUCAAUCUCUCAAGCUCUUGGCAAAGCAUAAGGCCUAGUUACCCCAAAAUAUCCAUCACCAUUACAUCUGGUAUCAGCUAGCCGGCGAUCCUCUUCCACGCCGCCCGAUCUAUCCUCCCCGGCCGGCCAUCGAUCUGCGCCGCCAUCUACCACCACCACAACCUAUGCCAUAGUUCCAGAUGGAUUUUCCUCCAUUUGAUGGGAAAUCUUAUCCGCUCGCCUUCAUCAACCAAUGCGAGACCUACUUCAACCGGGAGCGCAUCAUGGAGGAAGAAAAAGUGUGGAUGGCUUCCCGUAAUUUGGCGGAGGACGCCCGGAUGUGGUUCCUCCAAGUCCAGCGGGAUGAGGGCACCCCGGCGUGGCGCCGCUUCACCAAGCUACUACACCUACGCUUCGGAUCACCCCCACGCUCCACCCUGCUCCAUCAUGUGUCCCCUGCUACCAACGACACUUCACGCCUCUUUGCUGAUGUGUUCACACAGCUGGAUCGCCUCAGUGCGCGUUUCCAGGCGAAGGAUAAGGAGGACCGUGAACGCCUCGUGGCAGUACACCUUCAGGCAGCAGCACGGGGAUUCCUGUCACGCCGGCGGAUGCAAUCUCUGGAGAAGUCCGGCCGUGAACGCUUUGCUGCGGUGCGGCUACAGGCGGCAGCGCGAGGAUUCUUGGCGAGGCACGCCACAAGGAAGCUGCGUGCAGCAAUCCAACCUACCCUACUCGCUCCCGCUCACCAUCUCCACCUACCUCCGCCGCCGGCAACCCUCUUCAUCGCGCCGACCACCCUCUUCGUCGCGCCGACCACCCCUUACAUCGCGCCGACCACUCCAGCCGCCGCCGCGCCGACCACCCCUUCUGCUGUCCCCAAUUCGUCGCCACGGACAGCACCCACCAUGACUAAUUUGGCCAAGCUCAUCAACUCCCUCACCGCACCCACCAGUGACUCGCAAGGACAGGUCGCUGCCUUGCCGCAAGAGCUUUCAGCGCGGGCAUCCUUCCCUGGUUCAAGGGGCUCAGGCCACAGCAACCACCAGGGCGACCAGCUGGCUGCUAGUCUCUUCCCAUGGGAUCCAGGACGUUGUCGGCUCCUUCCUCGACCAGUAACUAUCCAGCUCGAGGGCGAGCUGGGUCUCCAAGGGCGGGGGAGAUGUCAUGGGCAGCCAGCAGGCUGCCACCGAGAUGGUAGGCGGAGCCAGCCCAAGGGCCCACGCGGAACAGUACCGCGUGAACAGUACCCGUCAAAUUAGAUUAGAUGGAUUUGGUUUGUUAGGAAAGGAAUAGGAUAGAUUGAUUAGGUUAGGAUAUUACUUAGGGGUCAAGUAAGCCUUGCUUACAGGUCAAGUAACCCUCUCUAUAUAAUGAGAGGAGAUGUAUCAAUCUAA